UUAAAAGACUCCGCCCUGAAACAGCGGAGGCUCCAUUUUGUUGUAUCCCGCAUUGCAGUCGACGGUUAUUGGGCUUGGAAAGAAUACAAAAAACAAAACAAAGAGUAGCUCCGCAAUCCCCCCCGCGUUUAAAAACAAUAAAAUAAAACGAGGCCAUCAGCAUGAGUGGGUGUCGUAUCUUCAUCGGCCGACUGAGUCCGUCGGCCAGAGAGAAGGACGUGGAGAGGUUUUUCAAAGGAUACGGCCGCAUUCGGGACAUUGACCUAAAGAGAGGCUUCGGCUUCGUGGAGUUUGACGAUCCCAGAGAUGCUGAAGAUGCCGUGUAUGAGCUCGAUGGCAAAGAGCUUUGCAAUGAAAGGGUCACCAUUGAGCAUGCUCGUGUGCGCCUGCGGGGGGGCCGCGGGCGAGGAGGUGGCGGUGGAGGCGGACGCUUCUCUGACCGCUACGGUAGAGGUUCACAGAACAGUCGGAGCCGAAAUCCUCCUCCGAUGCGCACUGAGAACCGUCUGAUUGUGGAGAACUUGUCCUCCCGCGUCAGCUGGCAGGACCUUAAAGAUUUCAUGAGACAAGCUGGAGAGGUGACAUUUGCAGACGCACAUCGGCCAAAACUCAACGAAGGGGUGGUUGAGUUCGCCUCUCACAGCGAUCUAAAAAAUGCUCUUGAAAAACUGUCAGGAAAGGAAAUCAAUGGAAGGAAAAUUAAGCUCAUCGAAGCAGCCAAAAAGAGGUCAAGAAGCCGAUCGCGCUCAGACAGCUCGUCCCGCUCGCGCUCUCGCUCCCGCGGCCGUUCCCAGUCCCGCUCUCCCCGACGUUCCCGGAGCCCCGGCAAGGCCCACCACCGCUCCCGUUCCCGCUCCCGCAGCGGCACGCCGGCGCGCGGCACCUCCUCGCCCAGCCCCAAGUCCAAGGAGCCCAACAGGCGCUCGUCCAGGACCAGCAAGUCGGUAACGCCGUCCUCGCCCCCGCCGGCCCAGAGGGCCUCCAGGUCCCGGUCCAGGUCCCGUUCACGUUCCCGCUCUCGCUCCAGAUCGCCCCGCUCCAGAUCUCCGCGCUCCCGCUCUCCUUCCACUGACAGUCAGCGCUGAGCUAACCGGGAGAGGCUGGUUUCCCAGCCGCUCCUGCUGUUGAGAGAAAUGUUUCUUUUGAGCAAGUUUUGUUUCUAGUGACUGUCCUCGCGGUAUUUUUUUUUAUUUUAUAUUUUUUUUACAGACGCAUUAACACUGAUGUAAAUCUAAAUUCACGCAAAGUUUUGUUCCGAUUCCCAAUUGGCAGGUUGUUUCCAGAAUGUCUCUGAACCCUCUAAAUCCGUUUUUUUAAAGCUGUGCAGUUGAGCCUAUAAGAUGCGAGGUGAGCCGCCAGACAUCCCCGUCACAGGUCUAAGCAGGGAAACCUGAACGGAGGCGCUGUUUAUUCAGGAUGAUUUUGAUUUAAUUAUGGGACCCUGUCAUCGCUCUGGAUCAUCAGGUGGGACCUUCAUGUCCAGCGCCUCCAUUCUUCAGGAUUCUCCUCCGUUCCCAUCCAGCUGUACAUAAAAUGUACCUGUAUGCGCUGCUGUUUACUGCCAAUUAGGCCCGUUGUUUGUGCUUUCUUUCCCCAGGCUCACAGCUGUACAGUGGCACAUUAUUCCAAUGAUUUCAAAUCUGUAAUUUAUCUUCAUGUAUGCUACAGUUUUAUUGCAACCACUGUUGAUAAUGCUUUUGUACAGAGGCAAAGCUCCUGAGGACGAAGCUGACCCUUCAGUUGCACUCUGUAAGCAAUAACGUUGCUUAUAGGAGUGACUUUUCUUAAAUUAGGGAUUAAUGUACAUACUGCAGCCUUCUGUUAAGUGUUUAAAUGUGUACAUGUUACCUUUAGGGUACUUUGACAGACGUUAUUGUGGGUGACACCAACAUACAGACCAGGAUCUGAGGGAAAGGGUUUUUUUUUGUUUAGUUUUUUUGUACAUGAGGAUUUUUUUUAUUUUCAGUGAAGAUAGAUGUUUGUAUGGUGUUUGAAAAAUAGACUUGAUGAAUAAAUCGGUUUUAAUAAA
This is a messenger RNA of Fundulus heteroclitus (mummichog), 2029 nucleotides long. RefSeq names its product serine and arginine rich splicing factor 5b (gene srsf5b). The transcript has 8 exons. Gene Ontology annotation, cellular component: ribonucleoprotein complex; nucleus; cytoplasm. Lineage: Eukaryota; Metazoa; Chordata; Actinopteri; Cyprinodontiformes; Fundulidae. Bases 162 to 1085 code for a protein of 307 amino acids. Gene Ontology annotation, molecular function: mRNA binding. The record is from RefSeq and is a predicted model, not a curated record.